AUGGCCACUGAAAAUUUUGCGGAAAUCUUGAACAGACUCAAGGAAACACAUGAGAAAGAAGUCCAAGGCCUGCAAACCAAACUGAAUGAACUAACCAAUGAGAAAUGUCGGGACAACCAAAGAAUUGAAGAGCUCUUUACCAAAAACCACCAACUGCGUGAACAACAAAAGGGACUUAAAGAAAAUGUGAAAGUCUUGGAAAACAGGUUGCGAGCUGGGCUCUGCGACAGAUGCCAAGUGACCCAAGAAGUUGCAAAGAAGAAGCAACAUGAGUUUAUGAAGGCCCAUUUUCAAGGUCUUCAACACAUCUUCAUCCUAACUAAUGAACUGAAUAAGCUGAGAGAGGAAAACAAGAGCCUGAAGGAAGAUUUGAAGAGGUUAUAUGGCCCAGAGGACAGGCCGAAAACUUUGAAAGGGCAGCCCAGAGAAGGAAACUUCAUCCCAGGCGUGUCUUUGUCUCUCCUCUCCAGCCGAAGCAGGAAACCAAGUGUCGGGAAAAACGUGAGCCCAGAAACAGAAGACGAGUAUGAUGAGUCUCCUGAACACAGGCUUUCUCCAGAAAGCAGAAUCUCCCCUAACAUCCUCCUCCACGGAGACCAUGCUCUGGAUAUGAGCUCUCAGAAGAGGGUCAACCAAUUUCAAGAAACCAUUGAGCUGAUGAGAACCGGAUCCCGAACCUCCUCACAAGAAAGAGAUUACCCAGGCAGUGGCUCCCCACCCCUUACAAGCAAAACACCACCAUCUCCUCAUUGCGAUCAAAGUCUCAGUCUUGAAGCAUUUUUAAGAGCCAACAAAUCGGAUUGCCGAGCCUCCCCAUCACCUUGCGAGAACCUGAGGCUCGCCACAAAAAAGGAACAGCUCUACCUCUUCAACCAAAGCUUAGCCCUGCACCAUCUUGGCCUGCGGAAUAAACCUGCCAGCAAAGAAGGUGGUGAUUUCCCUCACCACCUGUUACUGGCUAAGGAAGUCGGCAGUCGAAUGAAGCCGCAAGAGGAGUGGGAAAACCAAGCAGCCAUCUUGGAACUUCCGGGGGCUGUCUUGUACAUGAAGGACCAUCAUUUGGAGAACAGGCUGCAGCUGCUGAACAGCUCGGAGAAGCUCCGGUGUUUCUUGAUGCAGCAGGAAGAGAAAGGAAGAAGCGAGGAGAGUUCAGAUCAGACUUGGAGUCAGACCCUUUCCCUAUCCCUGAGCGUCGGCAAAGACGGGAAGAAGGAAAGACCCUGUCCAGAAGACUCGGUGGAUGAUACACUAGAGCAGCGGUUCCAGGUCAACAGAGAAAACCCGGACCGAGGAGAGGAAGCCACAUCUGUGCAGGACCAUGCCACGGAAGCACCUCUGGAUUUAUCGGAUUACGGAAGGGGGAGAGAAAGUGGCUCCAACUGGCACCAUCGGUCCUCAGUGAAACACGAAAGGCGAAGUCCAGGAGGAGAUGAGAAUGAGGACUCCGUUGCUCAGAAAACCUCUUGGUCCAGUUGGCUCGGUAGAACCCAGAAACACCAUUACGGGAAUCAACAAUGGGAACAAUUCACGGCCGGAGCCAAAGAAAAUACAGUAGUUUCUCAGGUAUCUUUGCUGCGAGAACCUGCCACGACCAAGACAUCUUCACAGGAUUCCACUGCUGACACAGAAGUCAAGAUGCCUUUUCAAGUGGAAAAUCAAGACCCGGAGAGGCCAGGUAACGGUGAUUCUGACUCCCUAAACGAUGACUCUGAUGAGACAGUUGUAUCCGAGAGUGAGAUGGUUGAUGCUGAUGAAGAGAAAGUUUUCCCAGGAGGUUCGAUAAAAGAAGACUACUGCAAUGUAACUAAGAAAAUUCAGAAUUUGCAGAAGAAACGGAAAAGGGGACACGAUUCGUCAAUAAAAGCCUACAAGAAAUCAGCUCCAGGAGGAGAGAGUGAUACAGCCCCCCACAUCCUGCCCGGCCCAAAAGACACGAAGGAAAUGCCCAACCACAGCCCUCCUUUCAGACACGAGGAACACGUGGAGACAUAA
Molecule: messenger RNA, 1992 nt
Organism: Thamnophis elegans (Western terrestrial garter snake)
Lineage: Eukaryota; Metazoa; Chordata; Lepidosauria; Squamata; Natricidae
Gene: RBBP8NL
Product: RBBP8 N-terminal like
Exons: 13
Coding region: 1-1992 (663 amino acids)
Biological process (GO): double-strand break repair via homologous recombination; DNA double-strand break processing involved in repair via single-strand annealing
Cellular component (GO): site of double-strand break
Molecular function (GO): double-strand/single-strand DNA junction binding; damaged DNA binding; double-stranded DNA binding
Source: RefSeq, a predicted model, not a curated record